UCGCCUUUUCGCCCUUUUCCCAGUAUCCGACACCGACUACGUGAUACCUAGCCAAGAUGUCUAAGAGAGGUCGUGGUGCCGCCUCCGGCAACAAGCUCAAGAUGACCCUCGGUCUGCCUUGCGGUGCCGUGAUGAACUGCUGCGACAACUCUGGUGCCCGUAACCUGUACAUCAUCUCGGUCAAGGGAAUCGGUGCCCGCCUGAACCGUCUCCCCGCUGCCGGUGUCGGUGACAUGGUCAUGGCCACCGUCAAGAAGGGAAAGCCCGAGCUCCGUAAGAAGGUCAUGCCCGCCGUUGUCGUCCGUCAGAGCAAGCCCUGGAGAAGACCCGACGGUAUCUACCUGUACUUCGAGGACAACGCUGGUGUGAUCGUCAACGCCAAGGGUGAGAUGAAGGGAUCCGCCAUCACUGGCCCCGUCGGUAAGGAGGCUGCUGAGCUCUGGCCCCGUAUUGCUUCCAACUCCGGUGUCGUUAUGUAAAAGAAUCAAUACAAAAAGGCGUCGUGACAUUAGGAAGUCAGGGAGAGAUAGAAGCAGCGAUACCAGGGAAUGAAAUCAUCUUUUU
This is a messenger RNA of Aspergillus novofumigatus IBT 16806, 564 nucleotides long. RefSeq names its product 60S ribosomal protein uL14. Gene Ontology annotation, cellular component: ribosome; cytosolic large ribosomal subunit. The coding region runs from base 57 to 479 and encodes 140 amino acids. The transcript has 5 exons. Gene Ontology annotation, molecular function: large ribosomal subunit rRNA binding; structural constituent of ribosome. NCBI's taxonomy places the organism in Eukaryota, Fungi, Ascomycota, Eurotiomycetes, Eurotiales, Aspergillaceae. Gene Ontology annotation, biological process: translation. The record is from RefSeq and is a predicted model, not a curated record.